Ascoidea rubescens DSM 1968 is the source of this 1321-nucleotide messenger RNA. Its product is annotated as NAD(P)-binding protein. The coding region runs from base 77 to 1270 and encodes 397 amino acids. NCBI's taxonomy places the organism in Eukaryota, Fungi, Ascomycota, Saccharomycetes, Ascoideales, Ascoideaceae. The record is from RefSeq and is a predicted model, not a curated record. Gene Ontology annotation, molecular function: oxidoreductase activity. The transcript has a single exon.
UUUUAAUCAUCGAAUUCUUUGAUUAGAAACGCUUAUUUAAUUAUACAAAAAAAAAGAUUUAGUUCAAAAACCGAAGAUGCUUUCAUCUAAAACAUCUAAAAUAAAUAUCAGUGUUGAAGAUAGUUUUGAGCAAUAUCACAAUAGAAAAUUAGUUUACUUCAAUAAAAAAACCAAAAUUUAUUUGAAAAAUGAGGAAAUCAAUUAUUCGAUAAUGAAAGAAAAUAAAAUUCUCAUUAAAGUUGUUUCAAUCUCCCUCAAUCCAAUUGAUUUAUUGAUCAAAAAUAGUAUACCAAGGUUUUCAAGUUUUGAGAGACCAAUUUGUUCUGAUUAUGCAGGUAUAAUUGUUGAUGUUGGUAAAGUUCAAGAAGAAAAAGGUUGGAAAAUUGGACAAUCAGUUUGUGGAAACUUGCUUAAUUCUAUUUCAAAGGGUACAGCAGUUGAAUAUCUCUGUAUAGAUCCAGAUAAAGAGCCUAAUAUCGUUAAUUUUGAUCCAAAUGUUGUUGAUUACAAUGUAGCUGCAGGAUGGCCAACUGUGUCUUCAAUUGCUUAUGUGGUCAUAAAUGGAUUUCAAAGAAAACGUGAAAAGGAAGAAAACAAAAAAGAAGAUGGUGAAAAAAGAGAGACCCUGGGAAAAGAAGCAAAAUCAAUAGAUGAAGAUAGAAACAUUUUAGUUAUUGGAGGCUCAACAUCUGUUGGUAUGAUUGCGAUUCAAUUAGCCAAAAACAUAGGAAAGUUUAAUAAAGUUGUCACUAUGUGUUCCAAAGAAGGGUUUGGAUUAGCUGAAUCUCUAGGGGCAGAUCAUUGUGUUGAAUACCAUAACAAACAAGAAUUGAGACAAGAACUAAUUAGAAUAUCGAGUGAUAUAAAGUAUGACCUCAUAUUUGACUGCGUUGGAAAUAAAGAUCUUUUUAAAUAUAUUAAUGAAAUUAUGAAACCCAAAGAGACUGGAUCGAAAUAUGUGACAAUUGUUGGUGAUAGCAAGAGUAAUUAUGAAGAGGGUUUCAAGCUCAGGGCGUUAAUUUCCCCAGGAGUAAGACUUAUUGGAAGUCAAUUGGGCCAUCAUUCAGUGAACUUUAACUACUGGAUUCAAGUUGGUAAGCCCAGUGACUCCAUGUGGUUGAAGGAUGUGAUUGAAUUGAUUGAGACAGGCAAAUUAAAAGUUCCAGUUGACAGUGUUUAUAAGUUUGAGGAGUUCCAGGAAGCAUUUGAUAGGCUUUCCAAAAGUGUCGCCAAAGGAAAAAUCAUUCUUAGAGUAGCUGAAACUGUGUAGUUUGUUUUUUAAUUUGUAUUUUCUUUGAUAUAUUCUAUAAAAUAUAAUUUU